AUUGCGCCUUUCCGCAACAGCAGCGGCGAUAUUGAUCGUCGGACCGCCGGGGGCGUCAGUCUUCAAAGCAUCAUCAAUCGGCAGUUGCCGGACGGCUUGAAAUCGUUGCAGCGUGGAAGGUCAGAAUCCCCUCGCCGCCCCGCAAGGCCUAGCCCAUUCAUCCACCCAUUGCUCCUGGCCCAUAAGCCCAUUGAUCUGUGCUUUCUUCCAAGCUGGUGGAUUGGUUGGUUGAGCACACUAUUCCGCACAUUCUAAAAGCAUAGAUAGAUACAUGGAAAGGUCAGGGGGGCAUUGUACUCAUUUUUUGCUACAUUAAUUCGCAAAUUGGGGAAAUUAAGCAUUCCAUCAUUUUUUGCAGUUGCUCAUUCCCCAUCCCUCGAAUUAUAAGAUGGCUGGAUCUAACUGCAAAAUCAAGGGUAUUAAGAUUGUGCCUUUGUAGCCGUGAGUGGACAAAAAGGCACAUGGGUUCUUUUAUCCCCGAAGAUCUUGUAUUGAGCAUCCUCUUUCGCCUUCCGGCAGAUGUUAUUUAUGGGAUCAUGCAAUAUGUUUGUCGGGAGUGGUAUAACAUAGUGCGAAGCCCGACAUUUGUUUCUACCCACCUCCAAAAAUCAACUGGUGGUGCUUUCCUACUUCAGGCAGCCAAAUCUCGUCCCAGGUAUUUUCUGAGAAUGGGCAAAUGUGGUGAUGAUAUCGAGCUUGUGGAGGCAGAAUUUCCACCAUCACGUGAUCUUGCAUCCAGUUGUAAUGGACUGGUGGUGAUGGUUCAUUACAAUUGCAGGGAGUUGUGUAUUACUAAUCCUGUUUUGAAGCAGCAGCUAACCCUCCCUCCACACCCAAAAUUGGUUGCCAAGAAAUUCUGCAAACUUGCAUAUGAUGUUUCAUCUGGAGUGUACAAGGUGGUAGUUUGCAAUCCCUGGGAUCCUCCAACUGUAUUAACUGUGGGUGAUAAGACAUGGAGACCCCUUCGGAGCAGCUGCUUAUUUAAUAGAAUUGUUUCCGAUCUCCAUAUAAAUCGCUCUUUAUCUCUGGGAAGUUUUCUGUACUGGGUUUCAGAGUGUGCCCUGUUUGUCGUUAGCUUUAACGCUGAAACUGAGACGUUUCAAGAGAUCCAUUUCCACAAGGCUGCACGAGUGGGUCUCCGGUGGCAUUGAUAGAAAUGGGGUCUUUUCCAUGCCUGAUGCGGUGGAAAGAAAAAUGGACAUGGGAGCUCUGGUUGUCGAGGGAUCAGGAAAAUGCAGGAUGGGAGAAGAUGUCGGACAUCAAUUUACUGGGUCAGAGCAGUUUGAUCAGAGUUUUAAGUGAUGACGACAGAUGUUUCCUGCCUUUGGGAUGGAUGAAAUGCGGCGAGCUGAUGGCGUUUCUCGUACCAUCGAAUAAAUCAAGAAUCAUAGCCUACAAUGUCAGGUUAGGGAAAAUUCAUUCCGCAUUACAGUUGAACCCCAGAAUGCAGCAUUGCAACCCUUUUUUCAUUCCUCAUGUCAAUAGCUUGGUGUCCCUCACCAACUUUUGCUCCAGUUGAUUCAAGCUUUCUUACUGUUUUAUGAAUAUUAAUUUUUUUUUGGCAAUCUUCUAAAGUUCUUGUGCUCUUAGUUUUCUUGUUUCUCCUGGCGGUGUCAACCGAAUUAAUGCUAUUAGGAUAUGAUAAAUGAGGUUGAAUUGUGAACAUUGAGCCAAGAAGUUGUGAGGUUCUUAAACUUAGUAUGGUUACUGUUAAAUAUAUUGUAUAUAUUUAAUAUAUUGUAUUAUUCCCU
Cuscuta campestris is the source of this 1751-nucleotide messenger RNA. Lineage: Eukaryota; Viridiplantae; Streptophyta; Magnoliopsida; Solanales; Convolvulaceae. The record is from the annotation of a GenBank genome assembly.